AUGAUCACGUCUGACGAGGUUCUUACGCACUACGACCCAAAACUACCGUUGUGUCUAGCUACAGAUGCAUCCCCUUAUGGACUGGGGACAGUAUUGUCACAUAUCAUGCGCGAUGGAACCGAGAGACCUGUCGCGUACGCUUCGCGUUCGUUAUCUUCGGCAGAGAAAAACUAUUCACAAAUAGACAAGGAGGCACUGGAUAUUGUAUGGGGCGUCAAACGUUUUAUUAACACCUACCUGUUUGGCAGACAUUUCAAGCUAAUCACCGACCAUCAACCUCUCAUUUCUGUGUUUAGUCCGAAGAAAGGUAUCUCGAACACGUCAGCUGCAAGGCUGCAAAGGCAAGCCCUUUUCCUUGCAGGCUACGACUACGAAAUCGUGUACAUAAACACCACGAAACAUGGAAACGCCGACGGUUUGUCACGUUUACCGUUGCGCACGUGCAAUGCCGAAAAUUGUCAAGACGACAGUAAGGAUGCCGUCGAUAUCCUUCAAAUGACCCAGUUUGAAAAGGUGCCGAUCAAGCUGGAGAAAAUAAAACUCGAAACACAUCGUGACCCCGUACUAUCACGAGUAUACGAAAACAUGAUGAAGGGAUGGAACGACCAGUGUAGUCUUCAGGAAUUAACCAUGUAUUUUACGCGCCGUUCCGAGAUAACCAUUCACCAGGAAUAUUUGUUAUGGGGAAUAAGGGUUAUCAUUCCAACAUCACUGCGUCGUCGUGUUUUGGACGAGUUACAUCAAGGGCACAUUGGCGUCGUGAAAAUCAAAGCGCUCGCUAGAAGCCAUGUAUGGUGGUCCGGAAUUGACAAAGACAUUGAAACAUUAGUUAAGUCGUGUUCCGGAUGUCAUGAUGUCAAACAUGCACCACCAGCAGCACCCAUUCACCCAUGGGAAUGGCCAUCAAGGCCAUGGGAACGAAUUCACAUCGACUUUGCCGGACCAUUCAUGAACUCUAUGCUUUUCGUGAUCGUGGACGCGUUCUCAAAGUGGCCGGAAAUUAUUCCGAUGAAAACUACUACCGCUUCAAAAACCAUUGACAUACUACGCACCGUGUUCGCCCGAUAUGGACUCCCAAGACAAAUCGUAAGCGACAAUGGCCCGCAAUUUGUGUCGGAUGAAUUCAAACGUUUUGUGAACCAGAAUGGCAUUAAACACACAACGUCUGCACCGUAUCAUCCCAGUACAAACGGUUUAGCCGAACGCUUCGUGCAGUCAUUCAAGAUGGCACUUCGAUCCAGCAAAAAGGAGACUGGUACAAUACAGCACAAACUCAGCAAUUUUCUACUCGCGUACCGAAACGCGCCGCAAAGUACAACCAACGAAACUCCGGCAAAACUGUUCAUCGGACGUAAUCUCGUAUCCCGUCUGGAUCUGAUGAAACCGGAUACUAGGAGGACUGUCGAACAAAAUCAGGCGAAAAUGCGUGAACGCAGACAUACAAAUGUGCGACAAUUUUCACCAGGAGAUCAUGUGUCAAUUCGCGAUUAUCGCCGUGAACGAAAUCCGUGGAUUCCAGGAACUGUAAUCGAACAGACCGGACCUGUCACGUACAAAGUGGCAACAAGCGCUGCACCUGGAGCAACAUGGCGGGGACAUACCGACCAAGUGCGAUCGACCAACGUUCGUGAAACACCACAGGAUAUAAACUGUGACACUCCGUCAAUUUCGUUAUCCGCGCGCACAUCUCCAACAAUAGAAACUAACAUGUCCAAAUCGGUAGAUACGCCAAAACCACCAGAACCGAGGUAUCCAGGGCGCCAAACAAAACCGCCAAAACGUUUUGAUGACUUUGUAACUGUAUAG
This is a messenger RNA of Ylistrum balloti, 1806 nucleotides long. RefSeq lists its product as uncharacterized. The transcript has a single exon. Gene Ontology annotation, biological process: DNA integration. The record is from RefSeq and is a predicted model, not a curated record. The coding region runs from base 1 to 1806 and encodes 601 amino acids. NCBI's taxonomy places the organism in Eukaryota, Metazoa, Mollusca, Bivalvia, Pectinida, Pectinidae. Gene Ontology annotation, molecular function: nucleic acid binding.